AUGGAUGACAGAGAAUUCAUUCUGUAUCCAGCGAGUGAUAAUCUAAAAACAGCCAGUAUUGGCAUUACGGCUUCACUACUUCAACAGAAUCUAAAGACAGCUAGUAUUGGCAUUACGGCUCCACUACUUCAACAGAAUCUAAAAACAGCCAGUAUUGGCAUUACGGCUCCACUACUUCAACAGAAUCUAAAGACAGCUAGUAUUGGCAUUACGGCUCCACUACUUCAACAGAAUCUAAAAACAGCCAGUAUUGGCAUUACGGCUUCACUACUUCAACAGAAUCUAAAGACAGCUAGUAUUGGCAUUACGGCUCCACUACUUCAACAGAAUCUAAAGACAGCUAGUAUUGGCAUUACGGCUCCACUACUUCAACAGAAUCUAAAGACAGCCACCAGUAUUGGCAUUACGGCUUCACUACUUCAACAGAAUCUAAAGACAGCUAGUAUUGGCAUUACGGCUCCACUACUUCAACAGAAUCUAAAGACAGCAAGUAUUGGCAUUACGGCUCCACUACUUCAACAGAAUCUAAAGACAGCUAGUAUUGGCAUUACGGCUCCACUACUUCAACAGAAUCUAAAGACAGCAAGUAUUGGCAUUACGGGUCUAAAGACAGCUAGUAUUGGCAUUACGGCUCCACUACUUCAACAGAAUCUAAAGACAGCUAGUAUUGGCAUUACGGCUCCACUACUUCAACAGAAUCUAAAGACAGCUAGUAUUGGCAUUACGGCUCCACUACUUCAACAGAAUCUAAAGACAGCCAGUAUUGGCAUUACGGCUCCACUACUUCAACAGAAUCUAAAGACAGCUAGUAUUGGCAUUACGGCUCCACUACUUCAGCAGAAUCUAAAGACAGCCAGUAUUGGCAUUACGGCUACACUACUUCUACAGAAUCUAAAGACAGCCACUAUUAGCAUAAGACAGCCAGUAUUGGCAUAA
Mercenaria mercenaria is the source of this 936-nucleotide messenger RNA. RefSeq lists its product as uncharacterized. The transcript has 3 exons. The coding region runs from base 1 to 936 and encodes 311 amino acids. The record is from RefSeq and is a predicted model, not a curated record. Lineage: Eukaryota; Metazoa; Mollusca; Bivalvia; Venerida; Veneridae.